AAAAAUUGUUAAUAAACUUGUUCCACCGAAGCAAGAAAAAUAUAAUAACAUAAAUAAAAGGUAAAAAAAAUAAAACCCUUGAAAACCCUUUUCCCCUCUUCAAACUUUUCGGUCCCUGUUGGAAGAGUACCAACCCUCAGAUAACUGAAGAUUAAGAUGUCAACUUCCAUAGAUGAACGGAGGAAGAUUUCUGCUUUAGUUAGUAUAAAACAAGAGCAUCCAUUGGAUUUUCUUCGUAUAAUAUACGAGGGUGCUGUUGCUGGAGCUGCUGCUGGCGUUGUGGUUGAAACAGCUCUUUACCCAAUUGAUACUAUAAAAACUCGUCUACAAGCAGUUCGAGGUGGGGGAAAAAUCAUUCUGAAGGGCCUGUACUCGGGGUUAGCUGGAAAUAUUGCUGGUGUCUUACCGGCAUCUGCCAUAUUUGUUGGAGUGUAUGAACCAGCAAAGCAAAAACUGCUCAAGAGUUUACCUGAAAAUCUUAGUGCCCUGGCACAUCUAACUGCAGGUGCUCUUGGAGGAGCUGCUUCUUCUAUAGUUCGUGUGCCAACAGAGGUUGUAAAGCAAAGGAUGCAAACCGGUCAAUUUAUUUCAGCUCCCAACGCUGUGCGUGCUAUUGUUGCUAAGGAGGGCUUCAGAGGCUUGUAUGCGGGGUAUGGGUCCUUUUUGUUGCGAGAUUUGCCCUUUGAUGCGAUCCAGUUUUGCAUAUAUGAGCAGCUUCGUAUGGGAUACAAGAUUGCAGCAAAGAGGGAACUUAAUGAUCCUGAGAAUGCUAUCAUUGGUGCUUUUGCAGGUGCAUUUACGGGAGCUAUAACAACUCCACUCGAUGUGAUAAAGACUAGAUUGAUGGUUCAGGGACCAGCUAACCAAUACAAAGGUAUCUAUGACUGCGUAGGGACUAUAAUGAAAGAAGAGGGACCUUCUGCAUUUUUGAAGGGCAUUGGGCCAAGAGUACUGUGGAUAAGCGUUGGAGGUUCCAUUUUCUUUGGUGUGCUUGAGAAGACAAAACAGCUGCUAGCACAGAGACGCCUUCCUCAUCAAAACUCAAAUUCUGUAAAGUCGGACUAGCAGCAUAUGUAGUUAUCUUAUUCUUCCCCGUGCUCACGUCAUUUUUCUUCAAUAAACAGGAAAUGAAAUUUUUAACAGAAGUACUGUCAAAUGUGUGUUGUAUAUUUCAGCCUUAGUUAACAUUAUAUAACAUGAAAGCGUCAGAGAAAAAUAUUCUUCUGUAGAAUGUAGAUUUUGAACAAAUGCUUACGUUAGAAGGCGGCAGUAUGAAGCAUGAUGGUAUUUAGUACUCUUAACAAAUCAAGAUCCAAAUUGUAACUGCUGGUGUUUUAUGUCUUUACUCUUUACGUUAGCUGUCAAGUUCAGGAACAAUCGGAAUAUAAGGUUGUUAUGUUGUAGUGGUAGUGGUACAAGGUCAUGACUGGAUUAGUUGAUGUAGUCGGGGUUGCAAACGGAUUGAAUGUUUGGCUUCUAGUUGCAGAAGUUUGUUAUAGUACGAGGAGCAGGUAUGAUAAUGGGGUAUGCGUUCUAAUUGGAAUGAAUGUUAAAGCAAGUCGAGUUA
Messenger RNA from Daucus carota subsp. sativus, 1567 nucleotides. Its product is annotated as S-adenosylmethionine carrier 1, chloroplastic/mitochondrial. The coding region runs from base 157 to 1065 and encodes 302 amino acids. NCBI's taxonomy places the organism in Eukaryota, Viridiplantae, Streptophyta, Magnoliopsida, Apiales, Apiaceae. Gene Ontology annotation, biological process: transmembrane transport. The record is from RefSeq and is a predicted model, not a curated record. The transcript has 12 exons. Gene Ontology annotation, cellular component: mitochondrial inner membrane; chloroplast envelope. Gene Ontology annotation, molecular function: S-adenosyl-L-methionine transmembrane transporter activity.